Molecule: messenger RNA, 2937 nt
Organism: Jaculus jaculus (lesser Egyptian jerboa)
Lineage: Eukaryota; Metazoa; Chordata; Mammalia; Rodentia; Dipodidae
Gene: Klc1
Product: kinesin light chain 1
Exons: 16
Coding region: 119-2038 (639 amino acids)
Biological process (GO): axo-dendritic transport
Cellular component (GO): membrane-bounded organelle; cytoplasm; kinesin complex
Molecular function (GO): kinesin binding
Source: RefSeq, a predicted model, not a curated record
GGAGCGGAGCGGGUGACGCGGGGCUGCGGGCGGCGUGGCCGAGGAUGCUGCGGGGCGGCCGAGGAGGCGCCGCGCCCCAGUGACCGCGCGACGGAGCGCAGCGCGCGGGACCGGACGAAUGUAUGACAACAUGUCCACAAUGGUGUACAUAAAGGAAGACAAGUUGGAGAAACUUACACAGGAUGAAAUCAUUUCUAAGACAAAGCAAGUAAUUCAGGGGCUGGAAGCUCUGAAAAAUGAGCACAACUCCAUUCUACAGAGUUUGCUGGAGACACUGAAGUGCUUGAAGAAAGAUGACGAGAGCAACCUGGUGGAGGAGAAAUCCAACAUGAUCCGAAAGUCCCUGGAGAUGCUGGAACUUGGCCUGAGUGAGGCACAGGUGAUGAUGGCUCUGUCGAAUCACCUGAAUGCUGUCGAGUCAGAGAAACAGAAACUGCGCGCGCAGGUUCGUCGUCUGUGUCAGGAGAAUCAGUGGCUGCGCGAUGAACUGGCCAACACACAGCAGAAGUUACAGAAGAGUGAGCAGUCUGUGGCUCAGCUGGAAGAAGAAAAGAAGCACCUGGAAUUCAUGAACCAACUUAAGAAAUACGACGAUGACAUUUCUCCCUCGGAGGACAAAGACACUGAUUCUGCCAAAGAACCCCUGGAUGAUCUCUUUCCAAAUGAUGAGGACGACCCUGGCCAAGGAAUCCAGCAGCAGCACAGCAGUGCCGCCGCCGCCGCCCAGCAGGGUGGCUAUGAGAUCCCAGCACGGCUGCGCACGCUCCACAACCUGGUGAUCCAGUAUGCUUCACAGGGGCGCUAUGAGGUGGCUGUGCCACUCUGCAAGCAAGCCCUGGAGGACCUGGAGAAGACGUCGGGUCAUGACCAUCCUGAUGUGGCCACCAUGCUCAACAUUCUCGCCCUGGUGUACAGGGAUCAGAACAAAUACAAAGAUGCAGCCAACCUUCUGAACGACGCCUUAGCUAUCCGCGAGAAGACCCUGGGGAGAGACCAUCCUGCGGUAGCAGCAACUCUGAACAACCUUGCUGUACUGUAUGGUAAACGAGGGAAAUACAAAGAGGCGGAACCGUUGUGUAAAAGAGCCUUGGAGAUCAGAGAAAAGGUUCUGGGAAAGGAUCACCCUGAUGUUGCCAAGCAGCUAAAUAACUUGGCCUUACUGUGCCAGAACCAGGGCAAGUAUGAAGAGGUAGAGUAUUACUACCAGAGAGCCCUCGAGAUCUACCAGACGAAACUGGGGCCUGAUGACCCCAACGUGGCCAAGACGAAAAACAACCUGGCAUCCUGUUAUCUGAAACAAGGAAAGUUCAAGCAAGCGGAAACCCUGUACAAAGAGAUUCUUACUCGUGCACAUGAACGGGAGUUUGGUUCUGUGGAUGAUGAGAACAAGCCCAUUUGGAUGCAUGCUGAAGAGAGAGAAGAGUGCAAAGGAAAGCAGAAGGAUGGGACAUCUUUUGGAGAGUAUGGUGGCUGGUACAAAGCCUGCAAAGUCGACAGUCCAACUGUUACAACCACUUUAAAAAACCUUGGAGCACUUUACCGCAGGCAAGGGAAAUUUGAAGCUGCAGAGACAUUGGAAGAAGCUGCCAUGAGGUCACGUAAACAGGGUCUUGACACUGUUCACAAACAGAGAGUGGCUGAAGUGCUAAAUGACCCUGAGAACAUGGAGAAGCGAAGGAGUCGUGAGAGCCUCAAUGUGGACGUGGUCAAGUACGAGAGUGGCCCUGAUGGAGGGGAGGAAGUGAGUAUGAGCGUAGAGUGGAACGGGGAUGGCACUGGAUCUUUAAAGCGCAGUGGUUCCUUUAGCAAACUCCGGGCUUCCAUUAGACGCAGCAGUGAGAAGCUGGUUAGGAAGCUGAAGGGAGGAAGUUCACGAGACAGUGAGCCGAGGAACCCUGGCUUGAAGCGUGCCAGCUCUCUGAAUGUUCUUAAUGCGGGUGGCAAAGCCUCAGAAGAUCGUUUCCAAGAACGAAAUAAUUGUCUGGCAGACUCGAGAGCACUGAGUGCUAGCCACACUGACUUGGCCACUGAGGGCUGAGACAGAGCUAGAUAGGACCCAAGAGUUACGGAACCCUGACGCCCUCGCAGCCCUCCAGCCUCCCAGGAGGGAGCUCGCCUCUGGCAGAACGGGCUUUCUUUCUAGAUGGUGACGUCCACCAACAUCUGGAGGCUUUAAAAACAUUAUGGGCUGCAUGCCCUAUAAUUCAGUCUGCAUGGAGCACCAAGGAGCUGCUGGUACCCCAGGGCCAGCAGGUGCCUUGGCGCAGGCAGGCGGGUGUGGUGGCUCAGGCGUGUUUGGAUCGGCUGCUGCACGUGGACACUCUUGGCAUUUAUGCUAGCCACUCUUCUGCCAUGACACUUCAAACUAUUUAAAAUUUUAAUACUGUAAUAAGGGAGCCAAGAAUCAGAAACAAAUUAUUUCCAGACAAGGAGUCUGAAGUGUGUGGGUUAGAGAUGGAGCAGUGUGUUGUGCACUGUGCCAGUGGUCUGGAAUCCCAGCCCUUACCUUUGUAGCGAGCUUUAUCUUUCCUCCUGUUGUCUCCUGUAUGCCAAGCAGAUAGCAGCAGCUUGAAAGCAGGGUGGGUUUUGACAGUUUCAGAUCAAUAGAUCAAUCCCAAGGCCAUAUGCAAGAUUAACUUGCAGGCUGAGAAGAUUCAGAACAGACGAGGUGAGUAGCGCCCACACGAGCCGGGCGAGAAGCCUGGAAGGUGGCAGGCUGCUCCAUCUCCCUCGUCUGAACUCUGAACAGCUGGUCAAAUGUGUUGCUUUGUAUUAACAAUGUAAGCGGUGUCACAGCAAAGCACUUCAUUUUUGUUUACUUCCAGCCACACUGCAGUGUGGCCUUGGGGGCGGGGUCAGGGUUUGCUCACCAGACACCCAUGUUAGUGCCCCCACUUUCUCCAGGCCCAGCAGGAGCAUAAAGAUAAUACAUGUAAA